Lepisosteus oculatus (spotted gar) is the source of this 4348-nucleotide messenger RNA. The record is from RefSeq and is a predicted model, not a curated record. NCBI's taxonomy places the organism in Eukaryota, Metazoa, Chordata, Actinopteri, Semionotiformes, Lepisosteidae.
AGGAAGGCUGAUAAGACUUGUUUUGCUUUCAAUGGGAAGGGACUUUGAAAGGCUCAGUGUGAAGCCCUCCUUACUUACUGAGGCUGCUGAACGGCUCUGCUAAAGGGAGCUGAUAUCCUGUUUCUCUUGGAGGGGCUUGACUGCUCUCAUUUCGAAGUUGAGCCUCGAAGCCCCCUGCAACUGACGAGCGGAGUAGUCAGUGUGGGGCCUUCGUGCCGACCAAAGGAAAAUGGAGCGCGAUUUUUCUCUGUUGAGAACGGAGGCGCUGUGCGCUGUGAAAACUGCCCUGGUGACUGCUGAAAACUUACAGCUCACCUUGAAGCCAGAGCCCACGCUGGAGGAGCAGGCACUGACCAAUAGCAGUAACGCUAGCAGUGUGGAAGAGGACGGCUGUGCUGGGAACGAUGACUUGAAAGAAAUGUUGGAAAGCAGCAAGGACUCACUCAAGCUGGAAGCUAUGAAAAGAAUCGUUGGGAUGAUUGCUAAAGGAAAGAGCGCAUCUGAUUUAUUCCCAGCAGUUGUGAAGAAUGUUGCGAGUAAAAACAUUGAGCUGAAGAAAUUGGUGUACGUGUACCUGGUUCGCUAUGCAGAAGAGCAGCAGGAUCUGGCCCUGUUGUCCAUCAGUACCUUCCAGCGUGCACUGAAGGAUCCUAACCAGCUGAUCCGUGCAAGCGCUCUGAGAGUUUUAUCCAGCAUCCGAGUGCCUAUUAUUGUUCCAAUCAUGAUGCUGGCCAUUAAAGAAGCAGCUACUGAUUUGUCACCUUAUGUCAGAAAAACUGCAGCUCAUGCGAUUCAGAAACUGUACAGUCUUGAACCGGAUCAGAAAGAACAUUUAAUUGAGGUCAUAGAGAAACUGUUAAAGGACAAAAGCACACUGGUCGCUGGAAGUGUUGUGAUGGCUUUUGAAGAAGUGUGUCCCGAUCGAAUCGAUCUGAUUCACAAGAACUUCCGUAAGCUCUGCAACCUCCUAGUGGAUGUGGAAGAGUGGGGCCAGGUUGUCAUCAUCAACGUGUUGACCAGAUACGCCCGCACACAGUUCCUUAGUCCCUGGAAGGAGGAUGCACUGUUUGAAGAGAACAGCGAACAAAACUUUUAUGAUUCGGAUGAUGAGAAGAAAGACAAAUCUUCGCCUGCUUCCAAGCCUUAUAUGAUGGACCCAGACCACCGUUUGCUUCUCAGAAACACUAAACCUUUGUUACAGAGCAGAAAUACAGCAGUCGUGAUGGCGGUUGCACAGCUCUAUUGGCACUUGGCCCCUAAGCCUGAAGUGAGCAUCGUCACCAAGUCAUUAGUGCGAUUACUACGAAGCCACAGGGAAGUGCAGUAUAUUGUCCUGCAGAAUAUUGCUACCAUGUCUAUUCAGCGUAAGGGUAUGUUUGAGCCAUAUCUUAAAAGUUUCUAUGUGAGAUCUACAGAUGCUACUCACAUUAAGACCUUGAAGCUGGAGAUCCUCACAAACCUGGCCAAUGAAGCAAAUAUCUCUACAAUCCUGCGGGAGUUCCAGACAUAUGUGAAGAGUCAAGAUAAGCAAUUUGCUGCGGCUACAAUCCAGGCCAUCGGAAGAUGUGCGACAAACAUAUCCGAAGUGACCGACACGUGCUUAAAUGGCCUUGUGCUCUUGCUUUCUAACAGAGAUGAGACUGUUGUGGCAGAAAGUGUGGUGGUGAUAAAGAAACUCUUGCAAACCCAACCAUCACAGCACAGCGAGAUCAUAAAACACAUGGCCAGACUUUUUGACAAAAUAACUGUGCCGAUGGCCAGAGCUAGUAUCCUUUGGUUGAUGGGAGAGUAUUGUGAAAGAGUCCCAAAGAUAGCCCCUGAUGUUUUGAGAAAAAUGGCCAAAACGUUCACAUCGGAAGAAGAAAUUGUAAAGCUGCAGACUUUGAAUUUGGCAGCCAAACUGUAUCUUACAAACUCUAAACAGACAAAAUUGCUUACACAGUACAUAUUAAAUCUAGGCAAGUAUGAUCCCAACUAUGACAUUAGGGACCGUACAAGAUUUAUUAGGCAGCUGAUCGUGCCGAAUGAAAAGAGUGGAGCCUUGAGCAAGUAUGCAAAGAAAAUCUUCCUAGCCCCAAAGCCAGCGCCCGUACUCGAGUCGGCGUUCAAAGAUAGGGAUCGCUUCCAGCUUGGCACACUGUCUCACUCCCUUAAUACCAAAGCUGCGGGAUACCUGGAGCUGUCUGACUGGCCCGAGGUGGCCCCAGACCCGUCUGUCAGGAACGUAGAGGUGGUGGAGCCGUUAAAAGAAUGGGCACCUUCGGCAGGAAAAACAAAGGCUUCCAAGCAGGGUGACAAGUUCUACUCGGAUUCUGGGGAGGAGGAGGAGGAGGUCUCAGGGAGUGGCAAGAGCAGCGAUGACAGUAGCAGCCAUGAGGAAACUGACAGCGGGACGGGGAGCGAGGAGGACGCCGAGAGCGGCAGUGAGGACGGGCAGAGCGGCUCGUCCAGUGAGCAAGACAGUUCCAGCCAGUCCGGCUCUGACAAGAAGACGACGCCGAAGAAGAAGAAAGUCAAGAAGGAAGAGGAUGAGAGUGAGAAAAGUGAUUCCGGAAGACACAAAAAGACCAAAAAAGAAUCCAAAACGAGAAAAGCUGAAUCCUCGGAGUCUGAGGCAAGCUCUUCCUCUGAUAGCUCCUCCAGCUCUGAGUCGGGCUCAGAACUGGACACUGACUCGGAUUCCAGCGCCGACCUGAAGCUCAAGGCUAAACCCAAGAAGGAAGAGAAGAAAAAACAAGAAAUCUCCUUACUGGAUCUGGAUGACUUUGCUCCUGUAUCGGUACCCACAGCCACGCCCAAGUCAUCUGUUCUUUCUCCCAGUUUGUCACGAGAUCUGGAAGGCCUGUCUUUAACAAACAUCUCCCCAGCCAUUGAAGUCACCAGCCCAGUGUACGUUCCUGCUCAACCUCAUGAGCUUCUCCAUCGCAUGACUGGCAAAGGGCUGGCAGCCUGCUACCAUUUCCCUCGUCAGCCCUGCAUUUACAACCCCAAGAUGGUGUCUGUGCAGAUUACUCUGACCAACAGCAGCGACCACAAACUAGAAGACAUUCACAUAGGAGAGAAGAAACUUCCCAUGGGACUCCACAUUCAUGAGUUUAACAAGAUAGAAAGUCUGGAUCCUGAGGCAUCUAUCACUGUUUCUAUGGGCAUCGACUUCAAUGACUCCACUCAGGCAGCUAACUUUCAGCUUUGCACAAAAAGCGACCAGUUCAAUGUCUCCAUUCAGCCUGCAGUGGGCGAGCUGUUCCUGCCUGUCACCAUGUUGGAACAAGACUUUCGGAAGGAGCAAGGAAAGCUGACAGGAAUGAAUGAAUGCACUGCUACCAUCACUGUUGCCCCAGAAAAUAUCUCCAGUCAGGCCAUUGCGCGCAAAGUAGUCACUGUAGCUAACAUGGGUGUAGUACCGUCUGAUCAGGAUACCCUACACAGGUUUGCAGCUAAAACUGUGAACGCUGAGGCCCUGGUGCUUGUUACAGUGGAGCUGAAGGAAGCAUCAACAGCACAGCUCAUCAUCAACACUGAAAAGACUGUGAUUGGCUCGAUGCUUCUGAGGGAGCUGAAAACUGCACUCUCCCAGGGGUAACCGCUUACAUCUGGACCUCCACGUCUGGCACACGGAAAACUGCCUUUCGUUUAUAAUAUUAAACCUUCCAUCUGGCGUUGAUGUGGGAGGAAAAUAUUAGAAAAGAAAGUCAUGCCAAUUUUCAAUGUUUUCCCCUUCAGCUUAUCUCUGAACAAGAAGUAGCUCUGUAUGUUUUGCUCUCAUUGUUAAAUUCAUUUUUCAAAGCGUGGUGCCUUUUGCUUUCUUUAUUGUAUAUUCACUGACACAGACACACACCUAGGGGAAUAACAACAAAUUGAAUUUGAUUUCACCUUUAGAAGUGUUUACUGUAGUUCUAGUGGGUGCACUUGUAGCACUUCAGACCAUAUUAAGAUUUCAGAACUAUGGCUGUUUUGAUUUCAUUGGGGAAAACAUAGUUUUAUAAACUCUUUUAUGCCACAUGUUUUUCCCAAAACAGGAUGAAAAUGCACAUGGGAACCAGUCUCCCUUGUAAAUUGAAAUGUCGUGAAAUGUCAUUCUAUCAUCUUUGUGCUUUUGUACGUUCUUGCCUGUUUCUUCAUAAAGGCCUUGAAAACUGGUACCACUGUUAAUUAGUUUUUCUUUAUGUCUUUUGAGUUUAGACAUAAGUGCCUUUCAUCUGAAGACAAAGUUUUCUUUAUUUUAAAAUUGCCAAAAACUGCUCGGACAUGUUUGUUGGAAGAUACACAAUGUUCCAUCUCAUUAUGGUGUAAGUGUUAAGUAAGACAAUUUAUUACAAUUGUAAAAUAAAGUGACUGAUGGCUCCGA